CCCGCCCCUCCCGUCGCCUCCGAGCCAAUGGGAAGGGUCCAUACUGCAGGGUGCGAAGGGGCCGGCGCCGCUGCCGAGUUGCGAGUCGGCGAAAGCGGCGGGAAGUUCGUACUGGGCAGAAGGUGACGGCUGUGCGACUUAGGUGAAAAUGCCUCGUGUAAAAGCAGCUCAAGCUGGAAGACAGGGCCCCGCAAAGAGACAUCUUGCAGAACAAUUUGCAGUUGGGGAGAUAAUAACUGACAUGGCAAAAAAGGAAUGGAAAGUAGGAUUACCUAUUGGCCAAGGAGGCUUUGGCUGUAUAUAUCUUGCUGAUAUGAAUUCUUCAGAGUCAGUUGGCAGUGAUGCACCUUGUGUUGUAAAAGUGGAACCCAGUGACAAUGGACCUCUUUUUACUGAAUUAAAGUUCUACCAACGAGCUGCAAAACCGGAGCAAAUUCAGAAAUGGAUUCGUACCCAUAAGCUGAAGUACCUGGGUGUUCCUAAGUAUUGGGGGUCUGGUCUACAUGACAAAAAUGGAAAAAGUUAUAGGUUUAUGAUAAUGGAUCGCUUUGGGAGUGACCUUCAGAAAAUAUAUGAAGCAAAUGCCAAAAGGUUUUCUCGGAAAACUGUCUUGCAGCUAAGCUUAAGAAUUCUGGAUAUUCUGGAAUAUAUUCACGAGCAUGAGUAUGUGCAUGGAGAUAUCAAGGCCUCAAAUCUUCUUCUGAACUACAAGAAUCCUGACCAGGUGUACUUGGUAGAUUAUGGCCUUGCUUAUCGGUACUGCCCAGAAGGAGUUCAUAAAGAAUACAAAGAAGACCCCAAAAGAUGUCAUGAUGGCACUAUUGAAUUCACGAGCAUCGAUGCACACAAUGGUGUGGCCCCAUCAAGACGUGGUGAUUUGGAAAUACUUGGUUAUUGCAUGAUCCAAUGGCUUACUGGCCAUCUUCCUUGGGAGGAUAAUUUGAAAGAUCCUAAAUAUGUUAGAGAUUCCAAAAUUAGAUAUAGAGAAAAUAUUGCAAGUUUGAUGGACAAAUGUUUUCCUGAGAAAAACAAACCAGGUGAAAUUGCCAAAUACAUGGAAACAGUGAAAUUACUAGACUACACUGAAAAACCUCUUUAUCAAAAUUUACGUGAUAUUCUUUUGCAAGGACUAAAAGCUAUAGGAAGUAAGGAUGAUGGAAAAUUGGACCUCAGUGUUGUGGAGAAUGGAGGUUUGAAAGCAAAAACAAUAACAAAGAAGCGAAAGAAAGAAAUGGAAGAAAGCCAGGAACCUGGUGUUGAAGAUAUGGAAUGGUCAGACACACAGACAGAGGAGGCCAUACAGACCCGAAGUGAGGAGUCCCAAGGAGCAAUACAUCGAACCAUGUCUCAGCCAGAGGCUAGCAGCAGCAGCUAUGACAGUUCAAGAACCAGAAAGAGAGUCCAGAAGUAAUUCAGAUGCUGUGAACCAGCUUUCCUUCUCUUUGUUUUCUUUUGACUUUUUUCUCCUUUUCUAUUUGAAGUGUUUUAUUUUCAUGGGAGUCUUGCGAGGUGGAAGUAAUAAUUAAAUACCCAUGUGUUCAGAAAACCAACUUUUUUUAUAAAAAUAAAUAUUUUGUACAAUUCAUUAAAGGCUAAUUUAUGAAAUUUCAAAAUCUUCAGAUUAUACUCCUUAAGUUAUUCCAAAGCCGUGUGUUUGUGAUGUUUUGGAGUACAUAUAUAUGAAAAUUAUUAUGAUAUGCACUUUUCUAAUCAUUGUACAUUUCUCAGAGUGGAUAAAAAUGUUUGACAGAGUCCUCACUUUUUAGGAAAUGCAAAGCUUAAAAUAAAAAUCUCUUUUGUUUGAUACAAACGCACA
Cercocebus atys (sooty mangabey) is the source of this 1816-nucleotide messenger RNA. RefSeq names its product vaccinia related kinase 1 (gene VRK1). The coding region runs from base 149 to 1411 and encodes 420 amino acids. Gene Ontology annotation, cellular component: nucleus; cytoplasm. The record is from RefSeq and is a predicted model, not a curated record. Gene Ontology annotation, biological process: signal transduction; peptidyl-serine phosphorylation. NCBI's taxonomy places the organism in Eukaryota, Metazoa, Chordata, Mammalia, Primates, Cercopithecidae. Gene Ontology annotation, molecular function: protein serine/threonine kinase activity; ATP binding. The transcript is spliced from 14 exons.